Messenger RNA from Paramecium pentaurelia, 1344 nucleotides. The record is from the annotation of a GenBank genome assembly. NCBI's taxonomy places the organism in Eukaryota, Ciliophora, Oligohymenophorea, Peniculida, Parameciidae.
AUGAAUCAAACCAAUGAUACUAAUAUCAAAUGCCCAAAUUCAGAACAUGUCAAUAAUGUAAAAAUAGUAUGUUUUAAUGAAUCUUGUAAAGCAGAUAGAUUAUAAUGCAUUUAAUGUAUAUAAAAUGGAAUUCAUGUUUCUCAUCUUUAACAUUAAUAAGAUUUACCAUUUUUGUUUGAACAUAUUUCAGAUAUUGAAAAACAUUGUGAAGACUUAAUUAUAGAUUUGAAUAAAUAAAUAGAUAUGGCUUAUUAAUAAUUCUAUUUAUUGAUUGGAAGAAUUAGAUCAAAAUAUCAGAAAUCUAGACAAUAAUUCCUUAACUUAGAUUCUAAAUAAAUGAAUUCUUUCUUUGCAGAAAGUAUUAAAUUCAAAUCAUUUGAAUAAACAAACUUAAUAUUAAUCAAAUAAUCAAUAAAAGAUUUUCAAGAUUCAAUUGUAAAAUUAUUAUCUGAUUUAAAAUUAUCUGAAUUAAAUUAUUAUCAAAUAUCUAAUUAAGAUAUUAAUUAAUCAGAAGAAUUAUAUAAAAAAGGUAAUAAAUCUAUUAAAUUAGGUUAUAAACUAUAUUGGGAUGAUAAAAAUUUUAAAGAGGCAAUUAAAAUAUUUGAUUAAUCAUUAAUUUUUAACCCAAAAAAUUGUAAUUCAUUAUGGUGUAAAGGUAUGAUUAUUAUUUAAUGUGUUAGCGGACAGUUUAAGGAUGCUUGGUUAAUACAAUGAAGCAAUUGCUUGGGCCGAUAAAGAAUUGUAAGUAGAUCCAAAACAUUGUAGCUCAUUAUAUUGUAAAGGUAUGAUUAUUAUUUAAUGUGUUAGCUGCGAGCUUAAAUAUGCUUGGUUAAUACAAUGAAGCAAUUGUUUGGGCCGAUAAAGCAUUGUAAGUAGAUCCAAAACAUUGUAGCUUAUUAUAUUGUAAAGGUAUGAUUAUUAUUUAAUGUGUUAGCUGCGAGCUUAAGGAUGCUUGAUUAAAACAAUGAAGCAAUUGUUUGGGCAGAUAAAGCAUUGUAAGUAGAUCCAAAACAUUGUAGUUCAUUAUUUACCAAAAGUACUAAUUAUUUUGAUUUGAAGGUAAUUCAUUAAGAUUAUUGAAAAUGUUUAAAUAAUCUAUGGAAGUGAUUGAGUAAUCACUAAAAAUUAAUCCAAAUCACUUUGAUUCAUUGUGGGCAAAAGGUGUAAGUAUCUUUUUAAUUUAUAGGUAAAUGUUUACAAGAUUAGAAUUAAUAUUAAGAAGCUUUAUUAUUUUAUGAAAAAGCAUUAAUGAUCAAUCCAAAAAAUUAAUGGAUUAGAGACAGAAAAGGUAUUAUCUAUAUAAAAUAUUUAGAUGAAUGUUUAAAAGCUAUAAAUUAAAAAUGA